Messenger RNA from Pistacia vera, 958 nucleotides. Its product is annotated as probable WRKY transcription factor 75. The record is from RefSeq and is a predicted model, not a curated record. Lineage: Eukaryota; Viridiplantae; Streptophyta; Magnoliopsida; Sapindales; Anacardiaceae. Gene Ontology annotation, molecular function: sequence-specific DNA binding; DNA-binding transcription factor activity. Gene Ontology annotation, biological process: regulation of DNA-templated transcription. The transcript is spliced from 2 exons. The coding region runs from base 148 to 681 and encodes 177 amino acids.
GAAAUUGGACGUUGCCCAUUCAGCCGCCCACCUUUUUUAUUUCUUUAUAAAUAUUCUGCCUUUUCCCAACUCAUAAACCUCCUCUUCUUCUCAUUUUUUUAAUUACUUGAUAUUAAGUAGCUUUGGUGUUUCUUACUUACCAAUCCUAUGUCCAUGGAUAACUACCACAUGCUUCUCUCUGGUUCACAAAGAUUUUCAACUUCUCGAUCCUCUUUAAACAUGGGAAAUCCACAAACCCAUCAUUUUGAUGCUCAGAAUAUCGGGAAUGAGAGCAAGGCAGAAUGUAAAAGUCAAUAUCCAGAUAACACAAACAUUUCUGACAGUGGAAUUACCUCUCACAGUUCUGGGAGUGAGGUUAAAGCAAAUAGCAAAGGAGAAAACAAGGGACUCAAAAAGCACAGGUACGCAUUUCAAACAAGGAGCCAGAUUGACAUACUGGAUGACGGGUAUCGGUGGAGGAAAUAUGGCCAAAAAACAGUUAAGAGCGGUAAAUUCCCCAGAAGUUACUACAAAUGUACGCAUAAAGGGUGCAAUGUGAAGAAACAAAUCCAACGCAGUUCCAAAGACGAAGAAAUUGUGGUGACUACCUAUGAAGGGAUGCACACACAUCCAAUUGGGAAGUUAGCUGACAACUUUGAUCAGAUUUUGCGUCAGAUGCAAGCCUACACUGCUACUUUCUAAACUUAAUUUUACUAUUCUUCAAAUGUAAACAGUUUGUAAUACCCUAUUUACCUGAGCCUGUUUCUUAAAAUACAUAAACUCAUAUAGAAUUAUGUAUAUGUGAGAUAAAUCAGAGAGGUAGGUUGACAAAUAGCGGUUCAAUUCUGAUAUGUGAUGCUUUCUUCAACAAUUCUUAGCAUAUGAUGGGUUAUAGUUGAAGUGAUGUGGAACGAUUUGGCAGAUCCAUCCACCCACUUAGAGAAAAGCCAGAAUACAAAAGCAUUUGGACAAAUAAAAU